Sipha flava (yellow sugarcane aphid) is the source of this 1957-nucleotide messenger RNA. RefSeq names its product leucine-rich repeat-containing protein 58. The transcript has 4 exons. NCBI's taxonomy places the organism in Eukaryota, Metazoa, Arthropoda, Insecta, Hemiptera, Aphididae. Gene Ontology annotation, molecular function: protein binding. The record is from RefSeq and is a predicted model, not a curated record. Bases 415 to 1503 code for a protein of 362 amino acids.
AUUUUUUUUAUCGCCGUUGAAUGGAAGUCCUUCGCGCGCGUACGUUUCUUUUUAUCGGUCGAGUGUAUUCGGUUUGACGUCUAUAACUGGUCCCGCGACCGCAAAACGUUUUCAUUUACCGCCGAGUCGAACGCGCGCGCGCAUCACGCUCCGUGUACUGCCCCGUACGUGUACGUAUAUUCACGCAAACGUUGCGAGACGUCGUGAGCGAACACGUCUUUACCAACGCCGCUGCCGGUCACAUUCGCUCAACAACGACAAACCUAAAUUAAGCCCGGUGGUGAUUACUUAGCCGACAAACGCGUCACGUACAACGUACACACUUACACUGCGUCGAACCUGUGGACACAUCACGCCGUACCAUCGAGUGACAUCACUAUCAUCAUCGUCAUCAUCGCUAUCGCCGUCGUCAUCAUGUUCAACGGGUACUACGGUUCGACAUCCGAGAGCAGCGACAGCGACACGCCGAUGGAUGACGGCGAGUCCGUCCGAACUAUGGACCUGAACUACCUGCUGCUGGACGGCGACACCAUCCAGAAGCACUUGGAGGAGGUGUGUGCGCGGAACCGGCCGGACGGCAUCGACGCGAUGUUGCUCAACCACAACGCGAUGCUCGCCCUGCCGCCGGCCAUCAACAGGUUCCAGCACCUCCGCGUGCUCGACAUCAGCAACAACCGGCUGACGCGCGUGCCCGACUUCGUGGCCCAGCUGCCGCUCAACACGCUGGUGGCCAAGAACAAUCUGAUCGACGACGACGGGUUCCCAAAGCAGCUGGCCAACGCCGCCCACUUGAAGGUGCUCAACAUCAGCGGCAACCGGUUGUCGCAUUUCCCCGAGCAACUGUUGUCCGUCACCACCCUCGAGUACCUGUACAUGGGCAGCAACAACUUGGUCGAGAUACCCAGGGAAAUCAACAAGCUCAUCAGGUUGAAGUUUUUGUGUUUAGGUGGAAAUCACCUAUCAGAAGUACCCUUGACGUUGGGUAUGUUAGACAAUUUGAAAGCACUGAACUUGAGCGACAAUGCACUGGAGAGUUUGCCGCCGGCCAUUGCCAAUCUUAAACAUCUUAAAUCAUUGAUGUUACACAAAAACAGACUUCGCACACUACCCAUAGAAAUCAUAUCAUUGAAGUGCCUCUCAGAGUUAAGCCUAAGGGACAAUCCAUUGGUUGUGAGAUUCGUUAGUGAUAUGACGCAUAAUCCACCAUCUUUACUCGAGUUGUCUGCUAGAUCAGUAAAAAUUAACGACGUACAGUUCGGAGAACGUGAUUUACCUUACAAUCUGAUUGAAUACUUAUCAAGCGCACAUCAUUGUGUCAACCCUAAGUGUAAAGGUGUAUUUUUCGACGAUCGCGUCGAACAUAUCAAGUUCGUGGACUUCUGCGGAAAAUACCGUAUUCCGUUGCUACAGUACCUUUGCUCGUCCAAGUGCAUAGUCAACCACAAAAAUGUGGACGGCGAUAGUACCGAUAGCAAUAUGAUGAGAAAAGUUUUGCUUGGAUAAACGCUCUGCUACGGUUACUAAAAGCACGGUGCCGUCUUCGAGAGCAAGUGGUUGCCCAACGCCGUACCUACAAUAUAAUUUAUAUAAUAUUGAUACAUAAAAGCAUAUACAUAUCCAUACCUAUUUAUACACGUUUUAAAUCAAAUCAUUUACACACUACAACUUGUAUCGGGUGCUUGUGUACCUAAAUCGCUUAAUCUACAUACAAUAGAAUGGUUUGAACACCUGUCGGAACGGAAUAUAUCAAAGUACCAAGUAAUUAUUCUUGCGAGAGUGGGGAUAAUUUUACUAAGAUCGUGAAUAUUAUUCUGGCAACAUCACUAUUUUAUUUUUAUACACUUUUUUUUUUAUAUUGUGUACUAUUUUCUACAGACUUUUGAUGUAUAUGAAACGUAUGAUGAUGAAAUAUAUAUUGACUGAUACACGCACACUUGUUCGUGAAAAUUAAUCUUAA